This is a messenger RNA of Melanotaenia boesemani (Boeseman's rainbowfish), 3624 nucleotides long. RefSeq lists its product as uncharacterized. Bases 293 to 1954 code for a protein of 553 amino acids. The transcript is spliced from 11 exons. Gene Ontology annotation, molecular function: protein kinase A regulatory subunit binding; Arp2/3 complex binding; actin binding. The record is from RefSeq and is a predicted model, not a curated record. NCBI's taxonomy places the organism in Eukaryota, Metazoa, Chordata, Actinopteri, Atheriniformes, Melanotaeniidae. Gene Ontology annotation, biological process: positive regulation of Arp2/3 complex-mediated actin nucleation; actin cytoskeleton organization. Gene Ontology annotation, cellular component: cytoskeleton.
AGGUCGACAGACGCUGCCUUGGAAACGACAUAAAUCCAGUCCGUGCAGCUGGGUCGCGAGCAGGGACCUAUAUUUCCUCACUUCAAAGGCUUCCGCCCCUCUGCUCCUCUUCCUCCUCCACCUCUUCUCCAUCCCUUCCUCCAUCCAUCCUGCCGCCCCUGCGCUGCGAGCAUGGAUGGUCUGAAAUGAAGCGCAAAGCAGCAGAUAAGGAGCGGCGAGCAGCGUUUAAAUAACCAGAGAGAGAAAGUGACUGGGCAGACCCGCAGCCAGUCUUCUACAGGAGUGAAGCAGUAUGCCGUUGGUGAAGAGGAACAUUGAGCCCCGGCAUUUGUGCCGUGGGGCGCUGCCGGAUGGGGUGACCAGUGAGUUGGAGUGUGUCACCAACAGCACGCUAGCUGCCAUCAUCAAACAGCUGGGCAGUCUGAGUCGGCAUGCAGAGGACAUUUUUGGAGAACUGUUUAAUGAAGCCAACAGCUUCUACCUGAGGAUGAGCAGCCUGCAGGAGAGAGUGGACCAGCUGGCCGUGAAAGUCACUCAGCUCGACUCCACUGUGGAGGAAGUUUCCCUGCAGGAUAUCAACAUGAGAAAGGCCUUUAAAAGCAGCACAAUUCAGGACCAGCAGGUAGUUUCUAGGACGUCUGUGCCCAACCCUGUGGUGGAGAUGUACCACCGUUGUGACAAGCCUCCACCACUUAACAUCCUCAGCCCCUACAGGGACGACAAGAAAGACGCGCUGAAGUUCUACACCGACCCCUCUUACUUCUUCAAUCUUUGGAAGGAGAAGAUGCUGCAGGCCACCGAAGAUAAACGCAAAGAGAAGAGGAGGCAGAAGGGCUGUCCGGCCCACCCUGACAGGCCCCACUCAAGACAGGCCCCACCCAGGAGCCCCCUGUCCAUCUCUGAGCAGCAGAAGCAGGUUGAAGACCCGGGAAGAGAAGUGAAGAAGGUGCGUAAGGCUCGUAACCGUCGUCAGGAGUGGAACGUCCUGGCUUAUGAUAAAGAGUUCAGACCUGACGCCAAGCUCACCCCAUCUCCUUACCAUGGCAUGUCCUCUGAAGGCUCACUGUCCCCUGAUAGCAGAUCAAUGGCAUCUGACUCCUAUCCAGCGAGCCCCAACCACCCCUCCACCCAGGCCCCCAGUGCCACCCACCCCAAUGAUCAUCAUGCCAGGGACCACCUCAGCGCUGCACCCCAGACCCAGUCACUGGAUCGGGGCCUGAGGCCGGCUAACCAGCCUCCAGGUGCCGGGCCACCGGCAGCAGGCCGACAUGUGGCCUCUCUGGGCAGGACCCCAUCAGGACACGGGGCCCAGGCUGGAGGAGAUCUGACAGUCAACGGUCCGAGGCAACAGUCAGUUAAGGACUACCGGGCCGGACACGGUGGCCAGCCCUCCACCAUCCCAGAGUACUACAUUCCUCCAGCCCCUCCUCCACCACCCCCAACCAUCCCCUCCGCACAGACCGCCUUCGACUCCGCCACAGCCCCACCCUCCGCUGCCGCCUCUGUUGUCCCACCAACCUCCUCUGCCCUCUCUCGCCCCUAUUCUCCCUCGCCUCCUCCACCCCCAGCCAACUAUGUGCCCUCCCCUGCCCACCCACCUUCAGGUGCACCCCCAGCAGCCCCUCCGCCCCCACCACCUGGAGCACCUGUGGGACACCAGGCCCACCCAUCCCCGCCGCAAGCCGCUGUCGGUCAGACAGCUGUGGACGCAGUGCCCUCGACAAGGAAGUCCACCAUGCUGGGGAUGAUCCCGAUGAGCGACGCGCGCUCCGACCUGCUGGCCGCCAUACGUAGAGGUAUCCAGCUAAGGAAAGUGCAGGAGCAGAGAGAGCAGGAGGCGAAGCGGGAACCUGUUGGCAAUGACGUGGCCACCAUCUUGUCACGCCGCAUCGCCGUGGAGUACAGCGAGUCUGACGACGACUCUGAGCUUGAUGAGAACGAGUGGUCUGACUAAAAUAAGAUGAAGUAAGGGGGCUUGGUUGGUGAAGUAAUCAGAGAGUGUAAGUCGGGAGAAUUGUGACACUGAGCUAAAAGUGAAGGAUCUGGUACAUUUUAAUGUCAUCAUUAACAUUUUUAACAGAAAAAACUUCGACAUCAACCAUGUAUCAGUUCAAACAUAGUCCGGAUUGCCUGUUCCAGCCUCUUGAAGCACUGGCAACAGGUUGCAUGGUUGCCCCUGGCAACAUCUAUUCUUGACUUAAAACCCCAGAGAUUUUUUUUUUCCUUACAUGCCUCACCACAUCAAGGUGUGUGGCAUAACAAGCGCACACCUUCCUUUUCCACAGGCUCCCGCCCCCAUCUGCUCAUCUUUAACUAUAAACACUGAGCAGUGAAAAACAAACACGCCAGCUUCUCUCGUCCUACACAUUGGAUGGUAAUUAUUAGCAAUAUUACAGGCUCUCAAGCUGCGAGUAGGCGGGCCCCUCGUGAAUAUGAGGGUAAUGUGUUUACAAAACACAUGGUAUAGCACAAGAAAGAUUAAUAAUAGUGCAAUCUUAACUUAUCUGCCAAAUGUUGAGAAAGAAUUUAUGAAAACAGGUCAGGAUAAUCAGGGAAAAUGAUAGCUUAUUAGCAGGUUACUGUGCUUUUCCAGGUUGUGCCUGUUUUUGAAACAUGCACUCUCUCAGUAAGUGAUGCUGACAUUUUAUGAGUUUGGUCCACAGUCACGCCCACAUUUUCUGUGAUAGGAACCCCAGCUGCAUGCUGCUUACAGUACAGUAUCUAACAGGAUGAGGAUAACUGCAGCUGCCCUGCUGCCUUCAAAGAAAUACAGAAAUUUAAGGAAUAAUUUUUUAAAAGAACUUGUUGAUCUCCAGCUCAAGUAUGUUAACUUAAAGAGGAAGCUAAGCACAUGGUUUGUUUAUCUUUAAUUAAAAAAAAAACCUAGUGAAAAAUGUCACCCAGUCACUUACAUAAUAUUGUUUGUUUCUCCAUGAAUAAUAAUUUAAUGUUGCUUUAAUGUCAAUGUUAAUAUUGAAGAGCUCAAAUUAUUCCCAUUUACAAUUUGAUCAUUUCAAUAUAGGGUCUUUAAAUAAACUCACAUGCUUUAAAUAUAAAAAUAAUAAAAUAAUAAAAAAGUGUACAUUUAUUUAUUUAGUGUAUAAAACGCUUCUGUCUCGUUAAUACUUCCUUCCAAGUACAGUCUUUUUCUAUGUCCACUAAAUUAGACAAAAAUGGAGUCCUGUGAGCUUUCGACUCACUAACGUGUCAGUUCUGUCACCAGCCAGCCAGGAACUAAGUGUUACAUGUUUAUGUAGACAAGGAAAAUAACAGAAACUUGCACUGAAAGCAAACAAGGCGUCUUGGACAGUUCAGGAGUGUCGUAGAAGAAUAAUUCCUUCUCAUAUGGAUUUAGGAAUUAGUGACUUUUUACAAGAUGUACAACACAGAAAAAAGUCUGACGUGGCUUCUUUAAUACAGAAGUUCCCGAUGUAAGAACUUUAGAAAUAACAGAAAACCUUUAAUAAUAAUUCAAGUUUCAUUUAAUGUCCAUCUGUCAAAACAGCUGAUUGUUAGAGGAUUAUUGUUAAAAAGCAUUCAUGAUAACAAUGUUCUUAUAUUAUUAUUUAGAGAGGCUUGUUCUGUUCUUCUUUGUUUUAUUUUGUUUUAGUUUUUUCAGUUUAA